AUGUCGCACCUGGAGCCAAACUCCUUCGAUGUGUCCUCAGUGGGCCGGCAGACGAACUCCAAGAAGGAGACCUGCCCAGCCUACUCUUUUGGGACCUCGUCGCGGGAGGUGGCCUCUAUGAAGGUGUUUCUCUCGCCCAAGCUGACGGGACGAGCCAAGACAGGACUCAACUCACCCGGCCCCAUCUACGACGUGCCGACGGUGGUGGGGGCAGGUCCGGGCUAUGCUUUUCCUCAGGAGGAGCAGCGACCGCACAUCGGCGGGGCUCAGUAUCCGGAUAGCUCGGUGGACUUGACCUGCGCCGUGGUGGACAGCCAGAAGGUGAAGUUUCAUGGCCCUUCCUUCGUUCGCUUCGGCACGGAGUCUCGCAUGGCCCACAAGAAUGCUCAGAUCUUGGUGACCAAUCCGAAUCUGAUGCUGGGGAAGGAGUCACCAGGAGCGGCAGAAUACAGCCCGCAGGACAAGCCGGUGUACCGCCAGCAACCAAAGUUCAGCUUCGGCCCAGUCGAGGAGCGCGUUCCCUUCGUGAAGACGCCCCCGCGGCUGAUGCUGCCGGCGACGGGCACGCCCAGGACAGUCGGCCCGGCGUCACACCGGCAGCCGGCGGGGCUUGGGCGCCAGCCGCUGUCGGCACGCCGCUCCUCCCCGUCCUGGUCCUUGAGCGGCUCCUUCAUGCCCUCCAAGAACGACGAGGGCCCCAUGCUGGAUACUGCGCCCCAGUACAGCUGCCUUGGCAAGCAGGUCAACUCCACCUCGAAAACCUCGGCAAACUGCACUUUCGGCAAAGCCACUCGGGAGAAGCGCUCGAAGAUGACUGUGUGCAUGACGCAAACGGAUCGGGGCCCAGCCGGCACCAUGGCCAAGCAGCAAUUUCACAUGGACCUGCCCAGGACCGCCCCAGAGCGUGGAGUGAUACGGCACGGGCUCUAG
This is a messenger RNA of Symbiodinium natans, 930 nucleotides long. Lineage: Eukaryota; Dinophyceae; Suessiales; Symbiodiniaceae. The record is from the annotation of a GenBank genome assembly.